Molecule: messenger RNA, 6603 nt
Organism: Oncorhynchus kisutch (coho salmon)
Lineage: Eukaryota; Metazoa; Chordata; Actinopteri; Salmoniformes; Salmonidae
Gene: ecrg4a
Product: ECRG4 augurin precursor a
Exons: 4
Coding region: 110-547 (145 amino acids)
Biological process (GO): central nervous system development; G1 to G0 transition; anaphase-promoting complex-dependent catabolic process
Source: RefSeq, a predicted model, not a curated record
UUCCGAUCGGAACGUUUGGCUCGCGGCCCCAACUGCGCCCCCUGUAUCUGUGUGUUUGUGGUGUGUGUUGCCAUUAGACGGGUCAGAACGCGAGAGCGAAGGGGACACCAUGGCUUCUCAGCGGCUUUAUCUGAGGUUGGUAGGGCUCACCGCUCUGCUCACAUUGCUGGCCCUCGCAGAUGUUUCCAGUGAGAGCAGCCUUCACAAGAUCCUGAAGAAAAGAGACGUGGUAGGUGACGGUAGCGCUUCACCUAAGUACAGGGUGGCUGUUGCUCCCGCCAAGGCCAAAGAGUUCCUGGCCAAGCUACAGCGGCCCAAGAGGAACAUUUGGGACCGCAGCAGGCCAGAUGUGCAGCAGUGGAUCAUGCAGUUCAUGUACAUGGGCUUCGACGAGACGAGACUGGAGGCGGACCUGUCCUACUGGAUGGACCACGCGCGGUCCAGCGAUCAGGGUCGCCAGCACCAUUAUGACGAGAACUCUCCUAUUGGACCCAGAGACAGAGGGGCACACCGUCACGGAGCCGACGUCAACUACGACUACUACUAACUCAACAUGCUGUCUCACUCCCUCUCUCAAAACGUAAGACUAACCUCUGUCUUCCUUCACUACUUCUAACCCCCUCUCUAUUUCUCCCUCAUAUAGUGUGCAACUUCUUUUCUUUCUUUGUAUAGUUUACUUUCCGUUAAACAACACCUGGACAAACAUUUUGGGGUUUGCAUCAGCUCAUGCUUUUCACUCGUUUCUAACCCAUCCCUUAGGGCCAAGACAUCCUGUGGCGUGCCACAGGGUUGGAUAAUGGGACCUUUGUUAUUCCUAAUCUAUAUCAAUGACCUUGCAUCUGUGUCUUCUACAGUACUUCCCAUUCUCUUUGCUGAGGAUACCAAGUAGAUUUUUAUCACACAAUAAUUUGUAUUCACUAAUUAACAAAGCCAACUCUGGCAUGGACACAUUUUCUGAAUGGUUCCAGAUUAACACAUUAUCUUUAAAUGUUUAAAAAAAUCGAACUUUAUUUUAUUCACUAGUAAGGAUAAGAAAUGUGGUUAAAAAAAAGAGCCAGAAUCUCAAUUGGUGGGAAUGAAAUGGAACAAGUCACAUCCACUAGAUUCCUCUGAGUUAUAAUUGAUGAACAGUUGUCCUGGAAAGAUCAUAUCCAGUUAGUUCCACUAGAUUCCUCUGAGUUAUAAUUGAUGAACAGUUGUCCUGGAAAGAUCAUAUUCAGUUAGUUCCACUAGAUUCCUCUGAGUUAUAAUUGAUGAACAGUUGUCCUGGAAAGAUCAUAUCCAGUUAGUUCCACUAGAUUCCUCUGAGUUAUAAUUGAUGAACAGUUGUCCUGGAAAGAUCAUAUUCAGUUAGUUCCACUAGAUUCCUCUGAGUUAUAAUUGAUGAACAGUUGUCCUGGAAAGAUCAUAUCCAGUUAGUUCCACUAGAUUCCUCUGAGUUAUAAUUGAUGAACAGUUGUCCUGGAAAGAUCAUAUCCAGUUAGUUCCACUAGAUUCCUCUGAGUUAUAAUUGAUGAACAGUUGUCCUGGAAAGAUCAUAUUCAGUUAGUUCCACUAGAUUCCUCUGAGUUAUAAUUGAUGAACAGUUGUCCUGGAAAGAUCAUAUCCAGUUAGUUCCACUAGAUUCCUCUGAGUUAUAAUUGAUGAACAGUUGUCCUGGAAAGAUCAUAUUCAGUUAGUUCCACUAGAUUCCUCUGAGUUAUAAUUGAUGAACAGUUGUCCUGGAAAGAUCAUAUCCAGUUAGUUCCACUAGAUUCCUCUGAGUUAUAAUUGAUGAACAGUUGUCCUGGAAAGAUCAUAUUCAGUUAGUUCCACUAGAUUCCUCUGAGUUAUAAUUGAUGAACAGUUGUCCUGGAAAGAUCAUAUCCAGUUAGUUCCACUAGAUUCCUCUGAGUUAUAAUUGAUGAACAGUUGUCCUGGAAAGAUCAUAUCCAGUUAGUUCCACUAGAUUCCUCUGAGUUAUAAUUGAUGAACAGUUGUCCUGGAAAGAUCAUAUUCAGUUAGUUCCACUAGAUUCCUCUGAGUUAUAAUUGAUGAACAGUUGUCCUGGAAAGAUCAUAUCCAGUUAGUUCCACUAGAUUCCUCUGAGUUAUAAUUGAUGAACAGUUGUCCUGGAAAGAUCAUAUUCAGUUAGUUCCACUAGAUUCCUCUGAGUUAUAAUUGAUGAACAGUUGUCCUGGAAAGAUCAUAUCCAGUUAGUUCCACUAGAUUCCUCUGAGUUAUAAUUGAUGAACAGUUGUCCUGGAAAGAUCAUAUCCAGUUAGUUCCACUAGAUUCCUCUGAGUUAUAAUUGAUGAACAGUUGUCCUGGAAAGAUCAUAUUCAGUUAGUUCCACUAGAUUCCUCUGAGUUAUAAUUGAUGAACAGUUGUCCUGGAAAGAUCAUAUCCAGUUAGUUCCACUAGAUUCCUCUGAGUUAUAAUUGAUGAACAGUUGUCCUGGAAAGAUCAUAUCCAGUUAGUUCCACUAGAUUCCUCUGAGUUAUAAUUGAUGAACAGUUGUCCUGGAAAGAUCAUAUCCAGUUAGUUCCACUAGAUUCCUCUGAGUUAUAAUUGAUGAACAGUUGUCCUGGAAAGAUCAUAUUCAGUUUGUCUACAGCAAAGUGGUGAAAUCUGUUGGUAUUAGUGGUUUGGUUCAUCAGGCUUGCUUCCUAACUCUAUACUAUAUCGUAGUUUAAUUGACCAUAUAUUAUUUACUGUAAUAUUGUCUGGGCCAGCACAUAUGCCUCCUAUCCACACAAAUUACUCAUCAUACAAAAUACAUUUGCAAGACUAGCCUCCUCCUCUUAUUACCUGGCUCCAUUUGCACCUUUGUUUAAGAAACUCCAGAACUUGUAUAUUUACAACAUUAUCGUACGCAAAACAUGCACUUUCAUCUACAAAUACUCAAUCAAAUUCAAUCAAAUGUAUUUAUAAAGCCCUUUUUAUAUCAGCCGAUGUCACAAAGUGCUGUACAGAAACUCAGCCUAAAACCCCAAACAGCAAGUAAUGCAGAUGUAGAAGCAUGGUGGCUAGGAAAAACUCCCUAGAAAGGCAGGACCCUAUGAAGAAACCUAGAGAGGAACCAGGUUCUGAGUGGUGGCCAGUCCUCUUUUGGCUGUGCUGGUUGAGAUUAUAACAGUAAAUGGCCAAGAUGUUCAAACGUUCAUAGAUGACCAGCAGAGUCAAAUAAUAAUAAUAAUCACAGUGGAUGUAGAGGGUGCAACAGAUCAGCAUCUCAGGAGUAAAUGUCAGUUGGCUUUUCAUAGCUGUGCAUUCAGAGUUAGAGACAGCAGGUGCGGUACAGAGAGAGUCGAAGACAGCAGGUCCGGGACAAGGGAGCACAUCCAGUGAACAGGUCAGGGUUGAAACAGUUGGGGGAGCAGCAACACGACCAGGUGGAUUGGGGACAGCAAGGAGUCAUCAGGCCAGGUAGUCCUGCGGCAUGGUCCCAGGGCUCAGGACCUCUGGGAGGGGAGGGGGAGAGAGAGAAUUACAGGGAGCAUACUUAAAUUCACACAGGACACUGGAUAAGAAAUACUCCAGAAAUAACAGACUGAUCCUAGCCCCCCGACACAAACUAUUGCACCAUAAAUACUGGAGGCUGGUUCCGGUAGGGGUUGGGAGACACUGUGGCCCCGUCUGACGAUACCCUCGGACAGGGCCAACCAGGCAGGAUAUAACCCCACCCACUUUGCCAAAGCACAGCCCCCACAACACUAGAGGGAUAUCUUCAAACCACCAACUCACUACCCUGAGACAAGGCUGAGUGUAGCCCACGAAGAUCACAUCCACGGCACAAACCCGAGGAGGGCACCAAUCCCGGACAGGAAGAUCACGUCAGUGACUCAACCCACUCAAGACAUGCACCCCUCCUAGCGAUGGGAUGGAAGCGCACCAGUUAGCCAGGGACUCAGCCCCUGUAAUAGGGUUAGAGGCAAAGAAUCCUGGUGGAGAUUAGGGCACCGGCCAGGCAGAGACAGCAAGGGCAGUUCGUUGCUCCAGUGCCUUUCUGUUCACCUUCACACUCCUGUGCCAGACUACUCAGGCUAGCACUGGAGUAAUAUGAUACAUUUUUUGGGUUCUAGUCAAGAUUCUAGCAACCAUGAACACCAGAACUUACAGUUGACUUUUCAGAGGACAAACCAUCCAUAGAGGCAAACUGAUAUCUUUCCGACAUUUAAGAUCUAAACCAGGCCAUAACUUGUCCAUGUAGACCAAUUUGGGUUUCCAAUCUCUCCAAAAGAAUGUCAUGAUCGAUGGUAUCAAAGCAGCACUAAGAUCUAGGAGCACGAGGACAGAUGUAGAGCCUUGGUCUGAUGCCAUUAAAAGGUAAUUUACCACCUUCACAAGUGCAGUCUCAGUGCUAUGAUGGGGUCUAAAACCAGACUGAAGCAUUUCGUAUACACUGUGCCUUCAGGAAGGCAGUGAGUUGCUGCGCAACAGCUUUUUCUAACGUUUUUGAGAGGAAUACCGCUCUGACAGUUUAUCUAAACCCUUCAAUGGAUUCUUCCAGGUUAAUUACUGAGAUCCAUCUAUAGUCAGGUCCAUAAGUAUUUGCAUCAUUUUGGCUGUGUACGCCACCACAAAGGAUUUGAAAGGAAACAGUCAAUAUGUGCUUUAAGUGUAGACUUUCAUCUGUAAUUUAAGGGUUUUGUCAAAAUGAUUAUGAACUGUGUAGGAAUUAAAAACAUUCAUACAUAGCCCCCAAUUUUAUGGGCUCAAAAGUAAUUGAACAUAUUAACAUGAUCAUGAAAUAAAUUGUGAGUUUUAAUACUUGGUUCCAAAUCCUUUGCAGUCAAUGACUGCCUGAAGUCUGGAACCCAUAGACAUCAUCAGAUGCUGGGUUUCUUCCCUGUUGAUGCUCUGCCAGGCCUUUACUACAGCUGUCUUCACUUCCUGCUUAUUCUUGGGGCGUUUUGCCUUCAGCAAGUGAAAUGCAUGCUCAAUUGGAUUCAGGUCAGAUGAUUGACUUGGCCAUUGCAGAACAUUCCACUUCUUUGCCUUAAAAAGGUAUUGGAUUGCUUUCGCAGUAUGCUUCGGGUCAUUGUCCAUCUGCACUGUGAAGCACCGUCCAAUGAGUUUUGAAGCAUUUGGCUGAAUCUGAACAGAUAAUAUAUCCCUAAACACUUCAGAAUUCAUCCUGCUGCUUUUGUCAGAGGUCCCAUCAUCUAUAUAUGUACAAGGGAACAAGUUCCAUUGGCAGCCACACAUGCCAAUGCAAUAACACUACCUCCACCAUGCUUCACAGAUGAGGUGGUAUGCUUCGGAUCAUGAGCAGUUCCUUCCCUUCUCCACACUCUUCUCUUCCCAUCAUUCUGGUACAAGUUGAUAUUUGUCUCAUCUGUCCACAGGAUGUUGUUCCAGAACUGUACAGGUGUUUUAGAUGUUGUUUUCUUCCUGUUUUUUGAGGUUUACCAAUGGUUUACAUCUUGUAAUAAACCGUCUGUAUUUACUCUGGUGAAGUCUUCUCUUGAUGGUUGACUUUGACACAGAUACACCUACCUCCUGGAGGGUGUUCCUGAUCUGGCCAACUGUUGUGAAGGGGUUUUUCUUCACCAGGGAAAUAAUUAUUCUGUCAUCUACCACAGUUGUUUUCUGUGGUCUUCUGGUGUCCCGGAGCUCACCAGUGCGUUCUUUCUUUUUAAGAAUGUACCAAAUAAUUGAUUUGGCCACACCUAAGGUUUUUGCUAUCUCUCUGUUGCGUUUGUUUUGAUUUUUCAGCAUAAUGAUGGCUUGCUUCACUGGCAGGGACAGCUCUUUGUACUCCAUAUCGAGGGUUAACAGCAACAGAUUCCAAAUUCACACUUGAAAUCAACUCCAGAACUUUUGUCUGCUUACUUGUAAAUGAACUAAUGAGGGAACACACACCUGGCCAUGGAACAGCCAAUUGUCCAAUUACUUUUGGUCCCUUUAAAAGGGGGGCAAAUAUCUGUAAUUCCUACACCGUUCACCCUCAAAUUAAAGCUGAACGUCUGCACUUUCAGCUCAUAUUCAUUAUUUCAUUUCAACUCCAAUAUGUUGUGGUAGACAGCUAAAAUAAUGACUGUAUAUAACACAAGACACUGCGAUAACCUUUACCCCCUCCACUGCUACAUCUCAGUCAAUUCUCUGUCAGAUACAGAGGUACCAUACUCUGAAACUUUUAUUUUUACAUUGCCAAAGCAUAAUCUCUCAAUAACUUCAAGUGAAGACUGGGGGUCAGCCUGAUGAACCAAACUACACAGUAAUCUCCAUGUAUGCUAACUCUCACACAUUUAAACACAACACUUUUUUUGUGUGUGAUUACUGCACAAUUCAUUUAUAAUUAAGUUUUGUUAUGUUUUAACAAAACAUUUUAAUUUUUGUACUUCUGCCUUGUAAAACAAUGUGUGGUUUUCAAAUAAACACUGGGGCAUCCUACAACACCCGCACACCGUUUGUAUUUUCUCUAUCACUUGUUUAUUCGGUGCAAAAAAAAUUCAGCUAAACUGUCUCCUCUCUCACACUUCUCCCCAGUCUAAUCUAAUGGCCCCCGACUCCUGCUCCAGAUCUGGCUUUUCUCUUCCUAUCGCUUUACACCAGCUGCUGUUCUGUUUGUAUUGUUUUGUUUGUCGAGGAUCAGUAUAAAUAAAGACUGACUCAUUG